UUCACCUUUUUUGUUCUAGUCCAGGCUGGCUACAACAAAUACAACUCAAGAUGUCUGGUAAAGGGAGCAGCACAGAUGGCAAAACAGACCUUGCAAAUGGAAGCUUAUCCAGCAGUCCAGAGGAAAUGUCUGGGACAGAAGAGGGGAGAGAAACAUCCUCAGGCAUCGAGGUUGAGGCUUCAGACCUAAGCCUGAGCCUAACUGGGGAUGAUGGGGGUGGUCCCAACCGCACCAGCACAGAAAGCCGAGGCACAGACACAGAGAGCUCAGGUGAAGAGAAGGACUCUGAUAGUAUGGAGGAUACUGGCCACUACUCCAUUAAUGAUGAAAACCGGGUCCAUGACCGCUCAGAAGAGGAGGAAGAGGAAGAAGAAGAAGAAGAAGAAGAAGAGGAGGAGGAAGAAGAGCAGCCCCGGCGCCGCGUUCAGCGCAAGCGAGCCAAUCGUGAACAGGACUCAUCUGAUGAUGAACGAGCCCUUGAGGACUGGGUGGCCUCAGAGACAUCAGCUCUGCCCCGGCCCCGAUGGCAGGCCCUCCCAGCCCUGAGAGAGCGGGAGCUGGGCUCAAGUGCUCGCUUUGUGUAUGAAGCUUGUGGAGCACGAGUCUUUGUGCAACGCUUCCGUCUGCAGCAUGGGCUAGAGGGUCACACUGGUUGUGUUAACACUCUGCACUUUAACCAGCGUGGCACCUGGCUGGCCAGUGGCAGUGAUGACCUCAAGGUGGUAGUGUGGGAUUGGGUUCGGAGGAGACCUGUAUUGGACUUUGAGAGUGGCCAUAAAAGCAAUGUCUUCCAGGCCAAGUUUCUCCCCAACAGUGGUGACUCGACUCUUGCCAUGUGUGCCCGUGAUGGGCAGGUGCGGGUAGCAGAGCUGUCCGCCACACAGUGCUGCAAGAACACCAAGCGUGUUGCCCAGCAUAAGGGAGCCUCCCAUAAGUUGGCCCUGGAGCCAGAUUCUCCCUGUACUUUCCUGUCUGCUGGUGAAGAUGCAGUUGUCUUCACCAUUGACCUCCGACAAGACCGACCAGCAUCGAAACUGGUGGUGACGAAGGAGAAGGAGAAGAAAGUUGGGCUAUACACAAUCUACGUGAACCCCGCCAACACUCACCAAUUUGCAGUGGGUGGGCGAGAUCAGUUUGUGAGGAUUUAUGACCAGCGUAAAAUUGAUGAGAAUGAGAAUAAUGGUGUGUUGAAGAAAUUUUGUCCUCAUCAUCUGGUAAACAGUGAAUCCAAAGCAAACAUUACCUGUCUUGUGUACAGCCAUGAUGGCACAGAGCUCCUUGCCAGUUACAAUGAUGAGGACAUUUAUCUCUUCAACUCUUCUCACAGUGAUGGUGCCCAGUACAUCAAGAGAUAUAAGGGGCAUCGAAAUAAUGCUACAGUGAAAGGCGUCAAUUUCUAUGGCCCUAAGAGCGAAUUUGUGGUGAGCGGCAGCGACUGUGGGCACAUCUUCCUUUGGGAGAAAUCGUCCUGCCAGAUCAUCCAGUUCAUGGAAGGGGACAAGGGAGGCGUGGUGAACUGUCUGGAACCCCACCCCCACCUGCCUGUGUUGGCUACAAGUGGGCUAGACCAUGAUGUCAAGAUCUGGGCCCCUACUGCUGAGGCUUCCACCGAGCUAACUGGGUUAAAGGAUGUGAUUAAGAAGAACAAGCGAGAGCGGGAUGAGGACAGCCUGCAUCACACUGAUCUGUUUGACAGUCACAUGCUCUGGUUCCUCAUGCACCACCUGAGGCAGAGACGCCAUCACCGGCGCUGGCGGGAGCCCGGGGUCGGGGCCACAGAUGGAGACUCAGAUGAGUCCCCCAGCUCCUCAGACACAUCGGACGAGGAGGAGGGCCCAGACCGGGUGCAGUGCAUGCCAUCCUGAGAGCCCUGAACUCCCUCGGGAGGGAUGAGGGGUAGGGAAGGGGAGGCAGCUGGGGCCAGCCUGCCAACCUGCUCUGCUUCUCAGGGGGGCAUGAGGCUGCUCCUCUCCUGACCUACCCGAGGCCCUCACAUUCAGCAGCAUUGCACUUUGGACUUUUUGCUUUAGAAAAAGACAUCCAAGGGGGGAAGGACAGACCGAAGGAGGGAGACAAAGCAUUAAGAUGCACAAUAGGGGGGAGGUUGAGCCCAGGAAUGUGGUUCAGUGGAGAGGUGCAUGGGACUCUGCAAAAACGACCUCUCCCAAAUCUUCACUUUUCUUUUUCUUUCU
Gracilinanus agilis (Agile Gracile Mouse Opossum) is the source of this 2192-nucleotide messenger RNA. It is a transcript of the gene DCAF8, whose product is annotated as DDB1 and CUL4 associated factor 8. Gene Ontology annotation, molecular function: protein binding. The coding region runs from base 51 to 1865 and encodes 604 amino acids. The transcript has 13 exons. Lineage: Eukaryota; Metazoa; Chordata; Mammalia; Didelphimorphia; Didelphidae. The record is from RefSeq and is a predicted model, not a curated record. Gene Ontology annotation, cellular component: cytoplasm; Cul4-RING E3 ubiquitin ligase complex.